UGACUAAAAUCAGAGGUAAGACGUUGAACAGGAGGGUCUGACUGCUCUGUCUGUGGUCUGUGAUCCGGCUGCUGGUCCACACCUUUUUGACUGCGGGGCAGAAAGGAUGCUUUUUGUCUGCCUCACAUCUGGAACCAGAAAACUGUGAGAGCUGUUUUAUUGUUUUUAAGAGCCGCUUUAUUUGUUGCACCUGAAGCACAAAGACAUUAUUUUUGAAGCACUUGGACUGCCAAAAUCUGAUUUUUUUUUUUUUUUUUUGGCAACGAGACAAACUGAUCCAAGCAAAAAUAUAUAGGCCUACAUAAUAGAGUAAUUGAGGCAGAUUUCCUGAACCAUAUUUUCGUCUUUUAUUUGCUGCCUCUCUUUGUAGAUUUGUAUUUAUUUUUAUUUUUGUUCCUUAGAAGCUGUUCUGAAAAAGUUGCUGACAGCGCAACAGCUCAUCAGAUAAAGAGACGCACGUCUUGAACAUUGUCCCUGCCUGAGCUCGCACGGCACGGGACGUUUUUACGCACAAGUAGACGGGAGCGCACGGUCAGCGCCAGGUGCUGCGAGGUAGAGAAACACCUGAACCUUGUUAAAAAUAUUAUAUAAAAAAAAUAAAAAAUAAAAGAGAGACAAAAUGACGGACGGACCACGACAACGGAGCAGCACGGCGAGUUCUGCCAAGGAUGCUGCCGGGGAGAAGCAGGAAUCUGGAGGUGUUGCGCUCAAGAAGGAGAUCGGGCUCGUGAGCGCCUGCGGGAUUAUUGUCGGUAACAUCAUUGGCUCAGGUAUCUUCGUCAGCCCAAAGGGAGUGUUGGAAAAUGCCAGCUCUGUGGGCGUGGCUCUGAUCGUCUGGAUCAUCACAGGAAUCAUCACGGCCAUCGGAGCGCUGUGUUACGCCGAGCUGGGCGUCACCAUCCCCAAAUCCGGAGGAGACUACUCCUAUGUGAAGGACAUCUUUGGUGGCCUGGCUGGGUUCCUGCGACUGUGGAUCGCUGUGCUGGUCAUCUAUCCAACAAACCAGGCUGUGAUUGCGCUGACGUUCUCCAACUACGUCCUCCAGCCUCUGUUCCCCACCUGUUUUCCUCCAGAAAAUGGCCUGACGUUGCUCGCAGCUGUCUGUCUCUUGCUGCUGACAUGGGUGAACUGCUACAGUGUGAGGUGGGCCACCAGAGUUCAAGACAUCUUCACCGCCGGCAAGCUUUUGGCCCUUGCCCUUAUCAUCAUCAUGGGCAUUGUGCAGAUCUGCAAGGGAGAAUACUACUGGUUGGAGCCAGCCAACGCCUUCGAGCCCUUCCAGGACUAUGAUGUGGGUUUGAUAGCGCUGGCUUUCUUACAAGGCUCCUUUGCCUAUGGAGGCUGGAAUUUCCUCAACUACGUGACAGAGGAGCUGGUGGAUCCCUACGUGAACCUUCCGCGUGCCAUCUUCAUCUCCAUCCCCCUCGUGACCUUUGUGUACGUCUUCGCCAACAUAGCCUACGUCACCGCCAUGAGCCCCCAGGAGCUGCUCGCCUCCAACGCCGUGGCCGUGACGUUCGGCGAGAAGCUGUUGGGAGUCAUGGCGUGGAUCAUGCCCAUCUCCGUGGCUCUCUCCACCUUUGGGGGUGUCAAUGGUUCCCUCUUCACCUCGUCACGGCUGUUCUUUGCUGGAGCCAGAGAGGGUCACCUGCCGAGCCUGCUGGCCAUGAUUCACGUCAAACGCUGCACUCCCAUCCCGGCUCUGCUUUUCACUUGCCUGUCCACUCUGCUCAUGCUGUGCACCAGUGACAUGUACACCCUGAUCAACUAUGUGGGCUUCAUCAACUAUCUCUUCUAUGGAGUCACUGUCGCCGGGCAGAUCGUCCUAAGGAUUAAACAGCCCAACAUGCACCGGCCAAUUAAAAUCAGUCUGAUAUGGCCGGUUAUUUACCUGGUCUUCUGGGCCUUUCUGCUCAUCUUCUCCCUUUACUCUGAGCCYGUGGUGUGCGGCAUCGGCCUGGCCAUCAUGCUCACCGGGGUCCCCGUCUAUUUCCUGGGCGUCUACUGGGACAACAAGCCGCAGUGCUUCGACUCCUUCGUUGAUAAAAUGACGUACCUGGGCCAGAAGAUGUGCGUGGUUGUUUAUCCAGCAGAGACCAAAGACACCAGCAAAGAAGGAGAGGAAAUGAAGGAGGUGACGUCUCCUCUKGCGCAGGACGACUGCCACAAAUCAGAAGACUGCUGAAACUUACCACCUCAUUUUGUCACCCCCCCCCCC
Messenger RNA from Austrofundulus limnaeus, 2218 nucleotides. It is a transcript of the gene slc7a8a, whose product is annotated as solute carrier family 7 member 8a. Gene Ontology annotation, biological process: amino acid transmembrane transport; neutral amino acid transport. Bases 620 to 2185 code for a protein of 521 amino acids. Gene Ontology annotation, molecular function: L-amino acid transmembrane transporter activity; neutral L-amino acid transmembrane transporter activity. The transcript is spliced from 11 exons. Lineage: Eukaryota; Metazoa; Chordata; Actinopteri; Cyprinodontiformes; Rivulidae. Gene Ontology annotation, cellular component: membrane. The record is from RefSeq and is a predicted model, not a curated record.